Molecule: messenger RNA, 899 nt
Organism: Alligator sinensis (Chinese alligator)
Lineage: Eukaryota; Metazoa; Chordata; Crocodylia; Alligatoridae
Gene: SERTAD1
Product: SERTA domain containing 1
Exons: 1
Source: RefSeq, a predicted model, not a curated record
GGCUCCGGCGCCCCCUUGGACAGCUCCGGCGCCCUCCCAGACUGGCCCAUGGGCCUACUGGACGGCUCCGGCGCCCCCUUGGACAGCUCUGGCAUCCUCCUGGGCGCAGGGCCUGCCACGCUGCUCCCCAGCCUGGACGUCUCACUCUGCUCGUCCGUCUCAGGGCUCCUGGGGGACUUGGAGCCGGCGGGCAGCCUGGUCCCGGCGCUGUGGGGCGCAGAGUGCGGGGCGCGGGCACUGCUGGCCCCUCUGCCGGACGAGGGGCUGGAGGGCGUCUUCGAGGACAUCGACACCUCCAUGUAUGACGGCGAGCUGUGGGCACCCGCCGGCCUCAAGGCCUUGGCGCCGGCGCCAGGCGAGGACGAGGCGGCGCCGGGCCCCGAGGACGGGGGUCUGGACAUCAAUGACCUGGACUUGCUCAUGGAUGUGCUGGUGGGCCCACGGGGGCUCUGAGCCCGCUCCCGGGCCUGGCAGGACGGGGGGAGUCAGGGGUGGUGUGCCCCCCCUCCAAGCUGCAGAGCCGCAGGCAAUGAAAUGGUUAAUGUCUGAGUCAGCUCCUGCCUCUUGUACCUGGUGCUGGGGCAAAGUUGGGGGGGCUGGGAGCCCAGAUGCCUGGGUCUUGCCCCAGGUCUUGGGUGGGGGGAGACCACAGGGAAACUGAGGCAGGAAGCGAGUCAGGGGCACAUGCCCCCUUGUGGCCGAGUUGGGGGCAGCACCCAGCUCCUGACCCUGAGCCAGGUGCCCCGACCCCUAGGCCUCACUGCCUGCCUGGCCUGUGCCUGGCGUCCCCCUCCCGAGAGCUGUCCCAGAGGCUUUGGGUGCAUCUCGAAGCUCCGAACCCCCCAAAAUGUUCUGGGCACCCCCGAAAGCCAGCGCCAAGUGGGGGGGUCUUGGUUCUU